AUGGCAAGAGUUGUGAAAGUGCCAACUGCUACUCCCCCAUUCGGAAAAACACCUCUAAAACAUGGUGCUAAAGUGGAAAUUGUUAGCCUUGGCUCCUCUAAGGCUGUACUAAUGGAGCCGACAGGUGCUCUCAGAGCAAAUGCUGCAAAUAAUUACAACUGUGGAGAUAAAUUCGUUGUUUCUCAGUUGGGAUCAGCAGUGAUGUUACAGUGUCCUCUAACCGGACAUAUUAUUGGCGCUAAUGCUGGCUAUCUGUACGGGUACAGAGCGAGUGAGCAGCAGGCAGCACUAAGAGUAUACUAUCACGAGGAUAGCGGUGCUAUAGAGUUCGAGGCUUGCGCUGAUCCUGGCAAAUUCCUUGCUUUUGACAGAGUUGGCAAUAUCAUACCUCUAAAUGGGAACUCUACGCCGUUACAGAGAAUGUUCGCUGUCAGAGUUGUUGAAAAAGUAGCAAAACAAGAAGCACCGAAGAGCUCGCUGUCAGGCAUGUUGAACAUGGGAAUGAAAGCUGUCACUAAAGCAGUCGGAGAGGGUGAAGUUCAGCUGAACUUUGAGAGAAACAAUCUUAGAGGUGCACUACUGAACCGAGCUAGAGUCAGAUUACGAAGUACUGUGACAGGCAAAUACCUAGCUAUAAUGGCUAACGGUAUAGUCCACGGUAACGGGGAUCCUUCAGACGAACUGAUAGUUCACCACUGUUUUGGAGUCAUGAGAUACGCUUUCCAGUCGGCAAAGUACCCUAAUCUAUGGCUGUGUGUUACCUUGGAUAACAUUACUUGGGCCAUGGUGAACCACACGAUGAAACAAGGUAAAACUGAGAACCCCUCGAUGGUGUGGGAAGUUGACAAGUGUAAAUCUGACGGUCGGAUCCUGCUGCGUAGAAACACCCAGAUCUCUAACGGGAUAAUUCACCAGUUCCUGGGAUUUGCUCCGACUGGUAAACCUACUCCCACUCUUAUACAUCCUGAAGAAAUGGGGGAGAUUAUUGUGGAGAAGACAUCAGCACCGCUACACGCAGUGAACAACGCUCCAGUAACACUGCACGCUCAGAUCAACGCACCAGCCCCUAUUCCUGGCGCACCGUCUGCACCUCCCGGGUACAGCGCGGGACCUCCUCGCCCUCCCCCUAUUGGUGCAGCUGCAGGUGCUGUUCAUGUUAACUACAACUCCGCUCCUCCUCCUCCUCCACCGAUGGACACCUCACCUGGGGGCCUGUACGCUAUACCUCCUGGUGCUCUACUUUACGAGGGAUCAGUUGUGGUGAUGAAGAAUAAUAUUGGGUAUAUGUGUUCCUCCGGCGGCCAACUCGAAACUUCCCCGGCUGUAACACAAGAUUGUGGUUGGAAAGUGACUUCCACUGGAUUCAUGAUGUUUUCCUUUGAAAAUGCUAAAAACGGUGGCUUUAUGAAGGCGACAGAUUCUAACGUUGUAAUUGGUCCUCCAGGUAACGAUACGAUGUUUGAAGUUAAGUUUAAUCCUAACGGUUCGGUGAGUUUCCAGUCAACUGUCAGCAAUAUGUUUAUUGGGAUCAAGGAUCCGGAGAUGUAUCUGGAGAUGGCAUCAUGAGAGCUUUCUCUUUCUCUUUCUCUUUCUCUUUGGGCAAGUGAAGCAUAUUAUGGGACAACACAACUUUCAUGGGCUUUUUGGUUACUUUAAUUAGACAAUUAUGUGGUUGGGAUGGGCCUAAUCCUCCCAGCCCUUUUUUAGUCAGCCCCUUUUUAGUCAAAAUUUAUUCGAGAAAAGUUACUGUUACAUGUUAUAGGAUCCUAUAGGACAUGCAAUGUUUAUUUCCUCUUGCGUUGAUCUGCAAAACAUCUAAUAAUUUGUACACGGUUCAUAUCCUCUCUUGACCUCAUUUCUUUUCUUUCUUUAUCUCUGAAACAAAAAGUUGCAUAAAAAAGGGGAUUGUUAUUGUCGUGUUAGUAUUAUGUAUUUCCUUUCUUUACUUUAAAUAAUGAUUAUGUAAUUUAAUGCGGUUGAUUUAGCAAUUUUGUAGUCAAUGCGUUAUAGUGUAUAUCAGUAGUUAUAAUAUUAAAUAAAUAAUACUCGCUUAUAUGAAGUGUUAAUUAACGGAAUGAACUGCUGUGGUUGAAGGUGUGAAGUUUAUGUAUAACAUUACUUAAGUUUUAAAUAAGAGCUGAAAUUAUGGCUUUUUUUGCAAUUGAGAUCAUCGAACAAUUCUGUUUUCGUCUGGAAAAAGACCUGUUACAAACAUAUAGGGUCACCUUUUUUAUAGAAUUUUUUUCGCACAAUUCGAUUCGACUGAUUGUUUUCCAGUAAUUUCGAUGCGGGAAAUUCUUGACGCAUUUUACGUUGUUUUUGGUUAAGAAAGUCAGGCAAUUUCAGAACAC
Molecule: messenger RNA, 2351 nt
Organism: Bolinopsis microptera
Lineage: Eukaryota; Metazoa; Ctenophora; Tentaculata; Lobata; Bolinopsidae
Exons: 13
Coding region: 1-1566 (521 amino acids)
Source: RefSeq, a predicted model, not a curated record